AUGCUGCCCUCUGUUUCUUGGGGGUUUUCUUGGCGAUUUAGAAUCGGGCUCCAUUGGAUCCGGGGGUUGUUUCUUCUCCGCGGCCCGGUGGUGGAGCGCCUAUCCCUGCAGCGGCUAUUGCGAGAGAUGGAGCGAGGGCUAGAUGAGAUGGAGCGAGGAGACGGGCUGCCCCGAGGAGACAGUGCUUCAAAUCGGGGAGGUUCAGGUUCUGCCACCACAUUCGCAAUUAUAGUGGAAUUUUUUCCCUGUAAAGCCAAGCUCAGUGAUGGCAGUGUCCAAGACAUUGAUAGAGAUACCACCGUGAGGUUGGAUGUCGAUUUUGCAGAUGUUGAUCCCCAGGAAUUGGAGAUCAUGAAGGAGAAGGCCGUGGGCAAUUUGGUGGAGAGAAUUGGGGAGAGUAUUGUUUGGGGUCCAGAACAAGAGGUAUCUCUGCAACGUUUCGAUAACUAUAAUGGUGAAUAUGUGAGAAUUGAAGAUGGAGAAUCCAUGGUUGCUGAAAUUGAUCAGCAAGGAGGAUGGGCAAGCAAACAAGUAACAUUUUAUGCAGAGCUAAUUGAUCUGCAAACUCAUUCCAGAGUUGGUUAUGUGCCAUCAAAGAUGGCUGCAUAGAUGGAAGAUGAUGAGUGGGCUUCACAAAAGAAGAUGUUGGCAUUGUUGACUGAACCGACUAUAGUAGCUGAAGAUACUGGGAUUGAUGCAGAUGGAGAGGAGGGAACCCAUGGUGCUAGGAAGAUUGUUGUUGACUGGAAUGUAGUAGAGUUGAAUGAAAAAACAGAUUUGGU
Messenger RNA from Triticum dicoccoides, 782 nucleotides. RefSeq lists its product as uncharacterized. NCBI's taxonomy places the organism in Eukaryota, Viridiplantae, Streptophyta, Magnoliopsida, Poales, Poaceae. Bases 1 to 609 code for a protein of 202 amino acids. The transcript is spliced from 3 exons. The record is from RefSeq and is a predicted model, not a curated record.